This is a messenger RNA of Microthlaspi erraticum, 315 nucleotides long. NCBI's taxonomy places the organism in Eukaryota, Viridiplantae, Streptophyta, Magnoliopsida, Brassicales, Brassicaceae. The record is from the annotation of a GenBank genome assembly.
AUGGAUAACAGCAACCGUCUUCGUCGCCUUCGCAAUCGUAAGCAAACCAAGUUCACUCGACGACAUGACUCAGAAGAAGUGAGUAGUAUCGAAUGGGAGUUUAUCAAUAUGACCGAACAAGAAGAAGAUCUCAUCUUUCGAAUGUACAAACUUGUCGGUAGUAGGUGGGAUUUAAUAGCAGGAAGAGUGCCAGGACGAGAGGCAAAGGAGAUAGAGAGAUACUGGAUCAUGAGAAACUGUGACUAUUUCUCCCACAAACGACGCCAUCUCCACUCUCUUUACAAAUCUCCCCGUUUUCCUAUUUCUCCUCCUUGA